Molecule: messenger RNA, 1858 nt
Organism: Pomacea canaliculata
Lineage: Eukaryota; Metazoa; Mollusca; Gastropoda; Architaenioglossa; Ampullariidae
Product: gamma-aminobutyric acid receptor-associated protein
Exons: 3
Coding region: 94-447 (117 amino acids)
Biological process (GO): autophagosome assembly; macroautophagy; autophagy of mitochondrion
Cellular component (GO): autophagosome membrane; autophagosome; cytosol
Molecular function (GO): GABA receptor binding; ubiquitin protein ligase binding
Source: RefSeq, a predicted model, not a curated record
GAACAUCGUCAGGCGCCAUUUUAACCAUCUGCAAGAAACCAACAGCUGAACACUAAACUGUAAAGCACAUUUAGUACGAAAUCUGUGUACACCAUGAAGUGGCAGUACAAAGAAGAACAUCCCUUCGAAAAAAGGCGAGCUGAGGGAGAGAAAAUCAGGAAAAAGUAUCCUGAUCGUGUUCCAGUAAUUGUGGAAAAAGCUCCAAAGGCUCGUGUUGGCGAUCUGGACAAAAAGAAAUAUUUGGUACCUUCUGACCUGACAGUUGGUCAGUUCUACUUCCUGAUUCGCAAACGUAUUCACUUGCGACCAGAAGAUGCUUUAUUCUUCUUUGUCAACAAUGUCAUUCCUCCCACCUCAGCAACAAUGGGUGCCCUAUAUCAGGAACACCAUGAAGAAGACUUUUUCUUGUACAUCGCUUACAGUGAUGAGAGUGUCUAUGGUGCUUAGCUGCCCAAAGGCCACCAUGUCAGCUUCAGUCACCGUCUGCUAGCUGCAACUUCAUUGUGUACAUAGCAUCUCGCCUGAAACUGUGGCUUUUGACAUCUGGCAUUCCCUAUUUUCCACAAAAACAGGAUUGUCACUGAAAUCUGGAAUCCUGUCCUGUACCCAGACAGAAUAUUUUCUCCACUUAGAGCCUCCCUCAGUCCCUUUCCACUUUACACUUAUCUGAACAGAGAAUAAAUAAAUAAAAGAAAGUGAGAGAGAUGCGUAGUAUCAUUGGACGGCAUGGUGUGGAAGAAUGCGUAGAAGAUACGUGCUUUUUUUUUUUUUCUUUCACCUCUUCCUUCAAAGUGAUUAGCAUCAUUUUUCAAGUGGCCAGAAAUUGACAGGAACCGUUUGUCCUUUUGAACAUGUGAGGAAAGUGUUCUGUCUGGGGUGAAAGAAAAGCUUAAAAGGAAAUGCAUCAUAGAGUUGCAUGCCUUGCCGUAAGCCAGUUGUGAUAAUCAUGAUUGAUUUAAAAAUAAAACUUAUGUAAAUAUUCAUCAUGUCUUGCGCCUUAUGUUUCUUAUUUUCCUCUAAAGUUUUUUUUGUUGUAAAUAUGCACUUACUAAGAGAUAUAGUGGUAAAUUUAAUUUUAUUUUAAAUGGCUUCAUAUCUUUCUACUGUCUUGUCCUUCCCCAUCCCCAGUGUAUAUUGCACGAUCUACAAAUAAUCUUUUUUUUGCUUUGCUGCAAAAGGCCAAGCAUUCGACCUCCAAAAAGAAACAAUUUGGCUAAAGAUUUUUUUUUUGGUAUACCAUUAAGAUAUUUUGAUAUAUUGAUAAAUAUGCUUAUAACGAGUUAUUUUUCAUUGGGUAGUAUUUUUCAGGUAAGACAUCAAAGCACUGAGGUAAUUAUUUUUGGAAAAAUCAGUAUCACCAGAUUUUAAGCAAUUCUGAUUGAAGAAGCUUGUAACUGAAGCAAAACUUGCCACUCGUUUUUUGUACACCUUCACAGAAAUGACUUUCUAGGCAGAGUAUUCAUCAGAACUCUUAGUUGAAAAUUGUCUUUGGGUGUAUUGCAUGUAGAUAGGGUUCUGAAUAAAAAGUGCAAAAUGUAUUUCAGUUGCAGAUAAUUCAACUUCCCAACCAAAAAACAAAAAAAUUGUCAAUAAAACUGUGCUUUGUUUUAUAUCAUUUACCUGCAAUUGUUCAUAAUUUUAUAGCAUAAGUUGAAACCAAAUACAAAUUUUUUUGGUUUUGUUAUAUCGCAUGUGUCUGAUAAAGACCUUUUUCUGUAAAUAUUUUUGUUUUCAAAAGUAAAUCAUUAAAGUUUACUUAGAUGUAUUUUUAGUCAGAGAUUGGUGUUGUCUGCUUUGCAAUAUGGGAGGAUAAUACAUGAUUGACCAGGGCUUUGGAAAUAAAAGACUACAUCUUAUU